Messenger RNA from Lagenorhynchus albirostris (white-beaked dolphin), 1402 nucleotides. RefSeq names its product protein O-fucosyltransferase 2 (gene POFUT2). The record is from RefSeq and is a predicted model, not a curated record. The coding region runs from base 51 to 1340 and encodes 429 amino acids. NCBI's taxonomy places the organism in Eukaryota, Metazoa, Chordata, Mammalia, Artiodactyla, Delphinidae. Gene Ontology annotation, biological process: protein O-linked glycosylation via fucose. Gene Ontology annotation, molecular function: peptide-O-fucosyltransferase activity. The transcript has 9 exons.
CACUUCCGGGGCGGGGCACGGCCAACGGAAGUACGUGACCGCCCGGGGCCAUGGCGGCGCUCGGCGUCUUCUGCUUGCUCCUCGGGGCGGUAUCCUGGCCGCUGACUUCGGCCUCGGGCGAGGAGUUCUGGCCAGGCCAGUCGGCAGCCGACAUCUUGUCGGGGGCGGCGUCCCGCAGACGGUAUCUUCUGUACGACGUCAACCCCCCGGAGGGCUUCAACCUCCGCAGGGACGUGUACAUCCGGGUCGCCUCCCUCCUGAAGACUCUGCUGAAGACUGAGGAGUGGGUGCUGGUACUGCCCCCCUGGGGCCGCCUCUACCACUGGAAGAGCCCCGACAUUCGCCAGGUCCGGAUUCCCUGGUCCGACUUUUUCGAUCUUCCAAGUCUCAGUAGGAACAUCCCCGUCAUGGAGUACGAACAGUUCAUUGCAGAGUCCGGCGGGCCCUUCAUCGACCAGGUCUAUGUCCUGCAAGGUUAUGCAGAGGGCUGGAAGGAGGGGGCCUGGGAGGAGAAGAUCGACAGCCGGCCCUGCAUCGAGCCGCCCCUUUACUCGCAGGACAAGCACGAGUAUUACAGAGGAUGGUUUUGGGGUUAUGAAGAGACGCGGGGUUUAAACGUGUCCUGUCUGUCUGUUCAGGGGUCGGCUUCCAUCAUCGCCCCUGUGCUCCUGAGAAACACGUCCGCACGGUCCGUGAUGUUAGACCGAGCCGAAAACCUCCUUCACGACCACUAUGGAGGGAAGGAGUACUGGGACACCCGGCGCAGCAUGGUGUUCGCCAAGCACCUGCGGGCCGUGGGGGACGAGUUCCGGAGCAGGUACCUGAAUUCCACGGAUGCGGCCGACAGGAUCCCCUUCGAGGAGGACUGGACCAAGAUGAAGGUCCAGCUGGGCUCUUCGCUGGGGGGCCCAUACCUGGGCGUCCACCUGAGGAGGAAGGACUUCACCUGGGGGCACAGGGAGGACGUGCCCAGCCUGGAGGGGGCCGCGAGGAGGAUCCGCAGCCUCAUGAAGACCCACCAGCUGGACAGGGUGUUCGUGGCCACGGACGCCGCCAGGAAGGAGCUGGAUGGGCUCCGGAGGCUGCUGCCCGAGAUGGUGCGGUUCGAACCCACGUGGGAGGAGCUGGAGCUCUACAAGGACGGGGGUGUCGCCAUCGUGGACCAGUGGGUCUGCGCACACGCCCGGUUUUUUAUCGGCACCUCGGUCUCCACGUUCUCUUUUCGAAUUCACGAGGAGAGAGAGAUCCUGGGGUUGGACCCCAAGACGACAUACAACCGGUUCUGUGGGGACGAGGAGAAGGCGUGCGAGCAGCCCACGCACUGGAGAAUUGCGUACUGAGCCGGCCCACGGGCGCCCCACACGCGGGCUCGCAGCCGCCCUCAGGACAGGUGUCCCAGCCG